CUUCGGUAUCGCUUUAAUUAAUAUAUUUCCCCCAUAAGUAGGGUUUCGUUAAAAGGCAUACAGACUGUGAAACGGUGAACAUAUUAGAGUUCCUUACAAGACCUAACCCUGCAGACAGCAACAGCCAUGUCGCCUAGCUGUACUUAAUUUUCUGCCGCGUUGGGCAAUCCUGGGGCCCAGUGGAGUCGGCGCUAUGAUGCUGCUGCCCAUCCUUGCCUUUAUCAGUUGGUGCUUUGCAGCAGACGCAGCUACAAGCUGCUCUUUUGACUCGCCAAUAAAUGGUUGCAGCUUUAAUUGGACAACAUUCGCUGCCGAGAAUUUCCCGAACUCGGCGCUUCAUGCCUCAAUUGCUGGCGUGCGAGCCAACACUCAAGAAUGCCUUGUGCAUGCGAAAGGAUCCGUGUUUGUACCUCAUGUCAGCGACAUGGACAUAUCAACGUUGCGCGCUGCUGGUGACGUCGCUCGCUUCUGCCCAUCGGCUGGCUGCAAGCUCUACAAAAUACAAGAUCCCAGGCUUCUUGAUCCUUACGGAAUGUCAGUUUUCCUACCUUGUGUUUCCUCUUCCGCCCCAUCUUCGGUUGCCGACUUUUUCCUUUCUGAUGGGGACUGUGCCAACGAUGCCCUUGCCAAGCGCCAGAAUGAGCAAGGGAAAAUUGUUGACAUGACCAAUCAAGACGUGCUAGAAACGAUGUGGUGGACCUCGGCAUGCCUAAAUCGCACAAGCACCACAAAGCGGGUGUUUGCAGCCAUCUUAGCACCUGUCCUCGGGGACAGUCCGGCGCGUGUCUACAACGCAUUAAGCGAUUUCCUUUCGGCCAGUGACCUCUGCAUGGAUUCAGCAGCUUUCAACGUGUCAUGCUCAGAGCGCUUACUCGGGCUUCAUCCACCAAAUAGUACUUCCUGUGAUGCGCAAGACGUUAACGACCUCGAAGGUUGUUGUGGGCUGCAAGACACCCUCAACGGGGCUAACUUGGGCGUCUCUGGGAGGCUUCCAUCCGACUUUACCCUCGCUCGCAACAGGACGAAUCUCUCGGACAACCCCCAGCUCUGCGGACUCGUCUCUACAAUGUCUCCAAGGUCGCGGCUGUCUAACAGCCCGCCGCCGUAUGUUGAGCUAUACAACAGCAAGGUUCAGUUAGACCUGCCAGCACUGCAAGACCAGUACCCUCGCUACGCGCUCCAUGUCAUAUCCUGGCUUGGCAAUUGCUCCUUGACUCGGGACAACCUGGCUGUAAAGCCGCUGGAUGAUGCUACAGGUGUGCUGGCAUGCGCGCUCUUAAAGUACAACGGAUUAACCAUCCAGGCGCCGCUGGCAGAUCCAUCCAUUGCAGUCCGCCACCCCUACCAGCAGUUGCUGGUGAUCCAUAUGGAUAAUGACAAUCAGGCCCGAGCGCUGGAGGAGUAUAACGCCUUUGUGAAGCUGGUGUCUACCGGGCUGCUGUGUGGGCCGUCAGGGGAGCUCUACCGGGCAGUCAAGGUUGUCAUUACAUUUGCUUGCGCUUUCGGAGCUGCCGCAGUUUGGACCUUCAUCAGCCGAUGUACAGGGUGGCUGUGGGCACAGUGUGCAGCAGGGAGGAGCCCCUUGUGGAAUGCCGUGUUGUUCAUCGUUGACGUUGGCCCCUUGCUGUAUGACGAAGUAUCGGACUGGCUGUUUGUGUCAGCGCUUGUGUCGUACGGCAACGUCUUCGGCACUGCCAUUCUGGUAGGCCUCUUAGUGCUGAAAAAUGGCAUUAUAUGCGCUGUCGUUGGUGGAAUCAUUUUGUUUAGUGAAUGGUUUGGGCCGAAGGAAGAUUUGGAGGGGCAGAAGCAAGGAGGGACAGGAGGGACAGGAGGGGCAGGACGGACAGGGACGAGAAGGAAAUGGGUCCUCCUUAUUGGUUUAAUCAUCGUGUUGUUGGGGCUUGUGAUGCUGGGGGGUGGAGCCUAUGGUGCAGUGCAGAAUGUGGGUAGGGUCAACGCCAGCCGCAAGGGAAGGUUUUGCUACGAGGACGCCCUGCUCCUCAUGGAGUGGGGCAUUGGCUUGUCAGCGCCCGGCAUAGUCGCGGACAUGACGUAUGCGGUCUUCCUUCGCUUCAAGGCCGCCGAGGAGGGUAGGAAUGGCCCAAAACCAGCGACUGAAGCGUAUGAGCGGCUGCAUAUAUCGUUCUGCGCGGCAGAGGAUUUUCCGCAAGCCAUUGCACAGGCUAUCCUAUGGGUGAAGGGCUUAGCCCUUACCACCACAACGGACUUCCUCAUAUCUGCAGCCCCUGCGUACUACGGAAUCUCCAUAGUCGUGCUGAGGUUGUCUCUGAAUCGCCUGCGGCGGACACAAGAGCAGGAGUCGAAUACGGUCGCCAGUCCGUAGGCGAUGUGGAUGUUCUGGUAGGUAGGUAGGUAGGUAGGUAGGUAGAGGCGGUUCGAAUGUAAAACCUGAGUUGUGAUACCUACCUAACAUUAACAAUUUAGCAUUAUUGGGGGGCAAUUAAGGACACGGGUGGUCUAAACCCAUGUGUCGUUGACCACGACAUGACGCCUGAUGCUUAGCGUUGAUUGGCUUGCAGAUGCAACUACGCGCGCUGAGCCAUGGAUACAUGGCGUGCUGCAGUGCGCUGUUAUAGAUGCGCAAAGUACCUGCUGUUUAGAGUAUGACUGUACGCUUCUUGCAUUGUGGGUGAGUCGCAACUUUGGUUUUGGGUGAGGCCACGGCUGGCAAUGACUUAGUUGUUACUUGUCACUCCCGUCUAAUACCAGCGUAAUGCGAUUCUUGGCGUAUCCAAUUAUUCAUUGACACAACCGAUUAAAGGGACUGCGGACAAGACGCUCUCGGUCUGUGUAAUUUAUGUCCUUACUAGGACCGGCUACAGCCAGGCGUGUGCGUGUGAAGUUUGUCGUCCAAAACAUGCGCAUGUAGGUUUGGAUGCCUUAUAGGAGCACCGUUGGAUGGUGCUGCAACGUGUUCGCAGCAAGCAAUGCAAAUGUGUGUCCAGUUAUUUGCUGGAGUUUGCUUGCUGUUCAUUGCUCAGAUGAUGACCACCGGUAGUAGAUAGGACCAUACUUUCUUGAAGACAUCGAGCAACAGGCCAUUUGCCUAAGGGACCUAGUGCGAGAAGGUAUUGUUGGACGGACGUUGCUGUCCACACUGACCAGACCGAAGCGAUCUCAUGGCCUGCCCAAAUGGGUGUGUAGCAUGGGGGGGUGACGGUGUGGUGGGGUGGUUGGGUGCGGUUUCACGGCUGUUUAUGAUGGCGGUGUGUGGGAGUUUGCUGCAUAGCUAAACGACUGCGCGAUUGCCGCAUAGCUAAACGACUGCGUUUGCCUAUCCAGUGCGGCGGUUACAUGCCUGGAAAUGCGUGCCUGCGCAUGGAGCCCUGAUCAUGGGCUCUGAGCAUGCUCCGAGCAUGCUCAGAGCCCACAACCUGGGCCGAAAUCGCGAGCAUGCUCAGAGCCCAUAAUCCUGGGCUUUAAUGCGAGCAUGCUCAGAGCCCACAAUCCGGGCGAGGACCUUACUGGGAAGACAAGAAGGUUUGGAAGCUGGAUGGGGAGUUGAUUGAUGCGGUGGCUUACUAUUGUGUACAAUAGUAGAUCAUAUAGAGCAUGUUGUCGCCAUGGCAUUGCAAGAUGCGUCAGAGUUUGUAUGGUUGUCAUCUGGUGACGUACAAGCCGAGCGGUAUUGAGAGUACGGCCAAGGUGCGAGUGCACGGCAGGUGGGAUUGGUCCUUGGAGGUACAAUUUGUUAAAGGGCCCCUGUCUC
Astrephomene gubernaculifera is the source of this 3730-nucleotide messenger RNA. The record is from the annotation of a GenBank genome assembly. Lineage: Eukaryota; Viridiplantae; Chlorophyta; Chlorophyceae; Chlamydomonadales; Astrephomenaceae.